GAGGACGAUAUUUAAAGGCGCUGGCGCCACGCGCAAAUCCUGCUCGCCACCGCCAGCACGGUUUCUGAUCCCGGCCUGAGGGCCGGUUCUCCUCGCCUGUGCCAUCACUACGCACGGAAGCGCCGCCAACAUGUCGGACAAAUUGCCCUACAAAGUCGCUGACAUUAGCCUGGCCUCCUGGGGACGCAAGGCCCUGGACAUCGCAGAGAACGAGAUGCCAGGCCUAAUGCGCAUGCGGGAGAUGUACUCCACCUCCAAACCACUGAAGGGUGCCCGCAUCGCUGGCUGCUUGCACAUGACGGUGGAGACCGGUGUCCUCAUUGAGACUCUCGUCGCGCUGGGUGCAGAGGUGCAGUGGUCUAGCUGCAAUAUCUUCUCCACCCAGGACCAUGCAGCAGCUGCCAUUGCCAAGGCUGGCAUUCCAGUGUACGCCUGGAAGGGUGAAACAGAUGAGGAGUACCUGUGGUGCAUUGAGCAGACGCUCUACUUCAAGGACAAGCCCCUUAACAUGAUUCUGGACGAUGGCGGUGACCUCACCAACCUCAUCCACACCAAGUACCCACAGCUCCUGUCGGGCGUCCGAGGCAUCUCUGAGGAGACCACCACAGGGGUCCACAACCUAUACAAGAUGCUGGCCAAAGGGAUCCUGAAGGUGCCUGCGUUCAAUGUCAACGACUCUGUCACCAAGAGCAAGUUUGACAACCUCUAUGGCUGCCGAGAGUCCCUCAUGGAUGGGAUCAAGCGAGCCACGGAUGUGAUGAUUGCAGGCAAGGUGGCGGUGAUAGCAGGCUAUGGCGACGUGGGCAAGGGCUGUGCGCAAGCCCUGAAGGGCUUCGGGGCCCGCGUCAUCGUCACAGAGAUUGACCCCAUCAACGCACUGCAGGCUGCCAUGGAGGGCUAUGAGGUGACCACCAUGGAUGAGGCCUGUCAGGAGGGCAACAUCUUUGUCACCACCACGGGCUGUAUUGACAUUAUCCUUGGCCGGCACUUUGAGCAGAUGAAGGAUGAUGCCAUUGUGUGCAACAUCGGACACUUUGAUGUGGAGAUUGACGUCAAGUGGCUGAAUGAGAAUGCUGUGGAGAAGGUGAACAUCAAGCCCCAGGUGGACCGCUACUGGCUGAAGAAUGGGCGCCGCAUCAUCUUGCUGGCUGAGGGCCGCCUGGUCAACCUGGGCUGUGCCACAGGCCACCCCAGCUUUGUGAUGAGCAACUCCUUCACUAACCAGGUGCUGGCACAGAUUGAGCUGUGGACCCACCCAGACAAGUACCCAGUCGGGGUUCACUUCCUGCCCAAGAAGCUGGAUGAAGCUGUGGCUGCAGCCCAUCUGGGCAAGCUGAAUGUGAAGCUGACCAAGCUGACCGACAAGCAGGCCGAGUACCUAGGCUUGCCCUGUGAUGGCCCCUUCAAACCUGAUCACUACCGUUACUGAGAACCAGGCCUUCUCUUUGUCUUUCAGCUUUUGUCCUUCCCUGGUCCCACCUCUCCUCUCCAAAAGCAGAUGGCACCAACUUUGAGAUUUGUUUGUUAAUGUCCCCCAUCGAUGUUUGGGGCUGUUGGUCACUCAGGCUAUGGCUUGCACUGCAUUCCUCAUACUGUUCCAAGUGUGGCAUGGGAAAUUAAGAAGUAUGUCCUCAAUCUCUGGUCAUGAUGGACGUACACAGGAGAUAACCCAAGAUAACCCAAGGGGAUCCAUGAGUGUAGGGGUUUGGGAACUGCUCAGUCAGUCCUUCCAUAGGCUGGAAGGCAGCUGUGGUGGUCACAAAGUCCUUGGACUUUACCAUGCAAGCCCUCACCUGGCCUAAGACUUGAUACCCAUGUUCUUGGUUUACAGGUUCAGUAGUUGCUCAGCCUAUGACAGAUGAGAUGGAGCUGUAACAGAGGGUAGGGAGGAACUGUUGGAGUUUGAACACUCUUAAGAACUUGGCUUAGUGCUGGGCAUUCUCUUAAAUCUCAAAACAAUGAGGUCAGUAUUUUCAGUCCUCCUUCUUUUACAGGGGUUAGAAUAUACUGUUGAGGGACAGCCAAGAGAGGACAAAAGAAGUACAGUCAGAGGUUGAAAGGGUCCAGAGAAUGGAAAAGCUAACAUAGAUCUUCCACUUCCUGUACUAUGGUUCCUAUCAUAACCCAGAAUCAAAGAGAUUAAAUUUGGUUUAUGUUUAACUAAUGCUUAUAAUGUUAAAAGAGAGCAGGAAGAUGGGUGAAUAAAAAUUUUGGUGCCUAAAAAGAA
Manis pentadactyla (Chinese pangolin) is the source of this 2227-nucleotide messenger RNA. It is a transcript of the gene AHCY, whose product is annotated as adenosylhomocysteinase. NCBI's taxonomy places the organism in Eukaryota, Metazoa, Chordata, Mammalia, Pholidota, Manidae. Gene Ontology annotation, cellular component: cytosol. Gene Ontology annotation, biological process: L-methionine cycle. The record is from RefSeq and is a predicted model, not a curated record. The coding region runs from base 131 to 1429 and encodes 432 amino acids. Gene Ontology annotation, molecular function: adenosylhomocysteinase activity. The transcript is spliced from 10 exons.